Messenger RNA from Seriola aureovittata, 7589 nucleotides. RefSeq names its product jagged canonical Notch ligand 2b (gene jag2b). NCBI's taxonomy places the organism in Eukaryota, Metazoa, Chordata, Actinopteri, Carangiformes, Carangidae. The record is from RefSeq and is a predicted model, not a curated record. Gene Ontology annotation, biological process: establishment or maintenance of epithelial cell apical/basal polarity; heterophilic cell-cell adhesion; Notch signaling pathway. Gene Ontology annotation, cellular component: protein-containing complex; plasma membrane. Gene Ontology annotation, molecular function: Notch binding; calcium ion binding. The transcript is spliced from 26 exons. Bases 385 to 4158 code for a protein of 1257 amino acids.
GCCCGCAGGCCAAUUUGUAAGUGGUUUGCGUAGCUGCCAAUCAAAGCAGACAUCCUCUCCUCAGGCUGUGGCCACGAAACAUCUCAGUUGCUGUGUGGAGAGAUUUGACGGAGGGAUCCUCCUGUGCAUGGACCGUCGCUGCGCUGCAAUCCGCCGCCUGCCUGCUCUCUCUCUCUCACUCACACACACACAUACACACACACAUACACACGCACACACACGCAUGUAAUGCCUCGGUGAAAUCUGGACGUAGACGGUGGAGAAAACACGCAUGUGAAUAUUUUAUUUUUGCAUGUCAGGAGAGGAGGAACUAGUCGCCGGGUCCGCGGCUGUUUGUCUUUUCUUAUCGCUUCCCCCCCCAUGUUACUCUAAUUAAUCGGAGGCAUGCGGAAUCGCACCAGGAUUAGGAAUUGCUUCCCAAUAGUGUGCCUGCUGUUGACGUUAUGGACCGAGGUGUCCCAGUCAACCGGCUAUUUCGAGCUGCAGCUGAUCUCCGUAGAGAAUGUAAACGGCGAGUUGGCGGACGGGGAGUGCUGCGACGGCUCCAGGAGCUCCCAGGACCUGCGCUGCACUCGAGACGAGUGCGACACUUAUUUCAAAGUGUGCCUGAAGGAGUUCCAGGUGGAGGUCGCCACCAACGGCCAGUGCACGUUUGGAGCUGGAUCUACGCAAGUUCUCGGUGGAAAUAUGUUUUCUUUUACGACCACAAAGAAUAACCAAAAUAAAAUCGACAAUGCUGGCAAGAUUUCGAUCCCCUUCCAGUUUGCGUGGCCGCGGACGUACACGUUGAUUGUAGAGGCCUGGGACUGGGACAACGCCACACGCAGCAAUAAGGAGGAGCUGCUGAUCGAACGCAGCAUUCGCACCGGCAUGCUCAACCCCGGCGACCCCUGGCAAAAAAUCCUGCACGACGGGCCGGUGGCUCGCCUCAUGUACCGUAUCCGGGUGCGCUGUGAUGAAAACUACUACGGCAACAAGUGCAAUAAGCUGUGUGUUCCUCGAGACGACUACUUCGGGCACUAUCGCUGUGACCCCUCGGGGGCUCAGGUGUGCCUAGAUGGCUGGAUGGGCCCAGACUGCAGGAUAGCGAUCUGCAGGCAAGGCUGCAACCUGUUACAUGGCACCUGCACCAUCCCAGGGGAAUGCAAGUGUAACUACGGCUGGCAGGGCCAAUUCUGUGAUGACUGUGUGCUUUAUCCUGGAUGCAUUCACGGGACCUGCAACCUCCCCUGGCAGUGCAAGUGUGAGACGAACUGGGGUGGCCUGCUGUGCGAUAAAGAUCUGAAUUACUGCGGACGCCACCAGCCUUGCGUUAACGGAGGAACCUGCAUGAACACCGAGCCGGACGAAUACCACUGCGCCUGUCCGCAGGGAUACUCUGGCAAGACCUGCGAGAUAGCCGAACACGCCUGUGUGUCCAAUCCCUGCGCCAACGGCGGUACGUGCCACGAGGUUCCCACAGGGUUCGAGUGCCAGUGUCCGCCAGGCUGGGAGGGUCUGACCUGCGCCAACAAUUUGGACGACUGUGCGUCCAGUCCAUGUGCUCAGGGUGGAACCUGUAUCGACCGGGAGGAUGGCUUCGAGUGUGUGUGCCCCCCACAGUGGGAAGGAAAGACCUGCCAGAUAGAUGCAAAUGAGUGUGCAGAAAGCCCCUGUGAACAUGCUUACUCUUGCAAAAAUUUGAUUGGCGGAUAUCACUGCAUCUGUUUUCCGGGAUGGUUUGGACAAAACUGUGACAUCAAGAUCAAUGGCUGCCAUGGUCAGUGCCAGAAUGGAGCAACAUGCAAGGAAGGCGAGAGGGGUUACCACUGCCAGUGUCCUCCGGGUUUCGUGGGCACCCACUGUGAGAUCCAGAGGAAUAAAUGUGACAGCGGGCCGUGCCAGAACGGCGGCCAGUGCCACACAGUGUUGGACAGCUUCGUGUGUGAAUGCCCACCGGAGUUUGGUGGACAGCUGUGUGAGAUCCCUACCUGGUCCCCCUCAGACGCUUGUGACCCGAAUCCUUGCGAGAACGAGGCCAAGUGUCACAGCAUCUACCAGGACUUCUACUGCGCCUGUCCUGAAGGCUACGAAGGAAAAACCUGCGAGCGGCUCAAAGAGAACUGCCAAACCACCCCAUGUCAAGUUAUUGACAUCUGCACUGUCGCUGUGGCGACCAACGACUCGGCCGGAGUGCGGCACAUCUCCUCCAAUGUCUGUGGCCCGCGAGGACGCUGCAUCAGCCAGCCAGUGGGAAACUUCACCUGCGUCUGCGACCCGGGUUUCAGUGGCAUCUACUGUCACGAGAACAUUAACGACUGCAUCAACAACCCCUGUGGAAACGGAGGGACCUGCAUCGACGGGGUGAACUCCUUUCAGUGCUUCUGUCCUGACGGCUGGGAGGGUCGACUGUGCGACCACAACGUCAACGAGUGCAGACACAACCCCUGUAAGAAUGGCGGGCGCUGUGUCGACCUGGUGAACGACUUCUACUGCGAGUGCGCCGACAACUGGAAGGGCAAGACCUGCCAUUCCCGCGAGAGGCAGUGUGACGCAACCACCUGCAGUAAUGGAGGCACCUGCUACGACCACGGGGACGCCUUCCGCUGUGCGUGUCCACCCGGGUGGGGAGGAAACACUUGCAACACAGCCAAGAACAGCACAUGCGCCUCCAGUCCUUGUUCCAACGGUGGAACCUGUGUGGGAGGAGGAGACGCCUUCACCUGCAUCUGCAAAGAAGGCUGGGAAGGCCCCACCUGUGGCCAAAAUACAAACGACUGCAACCCUCAUCCAUGUUACAAUGGCGGUAUCUGUGUGGACGGGGUCAACUGGUUCCGAUGUGAGUGCGCUCCUGGUUUCGCUGGACCAGACUGCAGAAUCAACAUUAAUGAAUGUCAGUCUUCACCCUGUGCCUACGGAGCCACAUGCAUCGACGAGAUCAACGGUUUCCGAUGCAUCUGUCCACUCGGUCGAACAGGAACCCGAUGUCAAGAAUUCAUAGGUAUUGGGAAGACUUGCCACUACGGUGGCCUGCAGUUUCCUCAUGGCAGCCGCUGGGAGGAAGAAUGCAACAACUGCCAUUGCAUCAACGGCAAAGUGGACUGUACAAAGGUGCUGUGUGGUCGUCGUCCCUGCCAGCUCCAGUCAUCGGGCAAGGAGCAGAGACAGCACUCCUGCCCGGCUGGACGGGAGUGCUUAAAGCACAGCUACCUCACCUGCUUCUCCCCCCCUUGCCAUCAGUGGGGGGUUUGCGCCAUGGCUGGACCCCCACUUCCACAAGUAACCACCAAGUGCCAGCCAAACAGCGGGCAUUUGGACAACAGCUGUGUCCGCAUAACACUUGUUUUCAACAGAGACAAAGUACCAGCAGGAACAACAGUGGAGAAUAUUUGCUAUGAGCUGAGAUAUCUUCCUGACAUCCGAAGCUUGGCAAAAGACCACGCCCUUCUCCUGCUCUGUGACCUCUCUCAUUCAACUCAGGAUGCUGUAGAGGUGGCUAUAUCUUUCCAGCCAGAAGAUCUACCGGACCACAGUCUAAUCCAGAAGGUAUCCAGUGCCAUAGAGGGCACCUUGUCGAGGCGGCACAACAGCACUAUAAUGCUAGCAGUCACUGAGGUCAGAGUGGAAACGCAGGUCUCGUCCCCCUCAGUGGAUUACCUGGUGCCUUUACUAUGUGUGGUCUUCUGCUUGCUCUGCCUCUUCUGCAUCAUUGUAUGCGUUUGGUGGACGCGCAAACGGAGAAAAGAACGCGAGAGGAACACACGAUCUGCCACAGAUGAAAACGUGAACAACCAGUGGGAGCCACUCCCGCUUGUCGUGGGACGUCAGCAGCAGCUGAAAGAAAGCAACAGGGAGGCCGAGCAGGAGCGCAAAAAGCUCAUGGGUCCCUCCUAUCGGACGUGUGAUGAGGGGGAGGAGGAGGAGGAGACGGAAGGGGAACUUGAGCUCGACGAGGAGUGUGGUGGAGCAGAGGCAGGGAAGCAGCCAGGUUAUAAGUACUCUAAGACUGCAGUGCAGUCCAGUGGGGGAGUGAUCUGUACCCUGCACAGCUCCAGUUCACCCCUCAAAGCGCCCCACCGGACCCCAGGCUACAGCCCCAAAGACAACCGCUGGAAAAAUGUCAGUGCCGUCUUGACUGGUCAAAAAGACCUCAGAGACCACUGUGUACAAGACAUUUAAACAAAGGACUCGCAAUGUGGAAGCGAGAGAAGCUGCAAGGCAGCUGCUAUUAUUUUCGGACUACUUUUGGAAAGAAAAAAAGGCUUUGUGUUUUGAUAAGCCAUUCUUUGCUUUGUUUUCAUGUUUUUGUCACUGUCACCUGAAAUGUUUUUUUAUUCAGGAGGCUAGAGCACAGUGAUCAUCCUUUUUUGCUUCUGUUCACUUAUUUUUCUUUGAUUCUGUACAGAAGGAGCUGAAAUGUAACAAUUUUUCAGGAGGCUAAAGAAGCUCCCUGCAAUUUUUGUUUAUGGAAUUGUACCCAUUCAAGAAAUGAUGAAUCAUCAAAAAGGAGAAAAAACGACUUGUAUAAAGAUUUUUUUUUUUUUGUUUGUUUGUUUACAGAUGAUUAUGAUUUUGUUAAAUUGUCAGCGGGCUCCUGUUCAGUGUCUGUGGCGGGCAGAUACACAUUAAAGGGACAGUAAAGGAAGGGUUUUGAGGGAAUGGACUGUUGCAGCCACAGCAACAGAGGAAACCUUCCCUUUGCGCUGUCUCUUUUCCGGCUUUGCCCACCGAUCCACCUGUGGCCGUCAUGCGCCAGCCUUACCAAAACAUUUGGCCUGGAGGGGGAGAGGGGACAGAAACCCCAGUGCCUACUAUGUGGCCUUCCAUUUUUUUUCUCCUGUCUCUCAGUUGUCUUGGCUGAAAAACUCUGUUUGAGGAUUUUUUGCAGUAUUUGAGUUGGUAGCAAGUGCCUUUCUACGAGCCGUGUCAAGGCUCCAAGUCGCGCUGCCCAGUUUGACCUCCUCGUUCUCAAAUCUCAAAGGGAUAUAAGUGUACAUUUAGAGAGUUCAAUUUCACAGCAACGCCAUACAAGGUAUUUGAUCAAAACAGAAAUGAAUACUCUGUACAUAUGUGUAAAUACUAAAGGAGUCGCUGUGUAUAUUUGAAAUAAGUAACUUAAAGACAAGUCACACAUUUUUAUUAUUAUUAUUAUUAUUAUUAUUAUGAUUAAUAUUAUUUUUAUUUUUUUUACAAUGCCAUUCCUUUUAUUUAUGCCAGUCGAAAUAGGCAGGUUUUAUAACACUACAUAUCCAGAGUCCCACAGUUAAGAACCUUUACAAUGAGGUACCACCUAUGAAGGAAUUUCUGAAGGGUUUAUAAAUGGUUUGUCAUGGGGACGCAUUUCCUUUGUGUUGUGGUUUUUUUUGUUUGUUUUUUAUUUUGUUUUUUGUUUUUUUGGGGGUGACAAACUCACAUCAACAGUUGCAACUACUAUAUAUCGUGCGUUUGAGUAAAGUUAAUCAGUGAUGCUUUUUGGACACAUAAAUAAAUUAAUUUGCUCUUGGUAUUUAAGAAUUAUCUUAUAAAACAGAACAAAAACUUGGUCAUGUUAGGACAAAAACUACUGCUCUCUACUGACGAACCUUCGUACAAGCUACUAUUAUGGCGGCUCCUCAAUCAGUGAUGUCAGAGUAGGUCUUCUUCCUGUACAGUUAAUGGUGAACAGCCUUUUGAGACAUCACAAAAAGGAGUACAACUUUCUCCAGAGUUUUUGGCUUUAGAGGGCACAACAGCUGCAUCUGAAAAAAUAUUUUUUGAUCCCAGUCAUUGCUUGCCAUUUUACACUCUAGUCAUUUUUUGUUUCACACUCUUAAUUAGUUCCCUGGUUUUGGUUGGAUCAGGAUUUGCUUAAAAAAAACUUCACAGGCAGUGUUGAAAACUGCCGAUAUAAAAGCCUUAAAGAGUUUUUCCCUGCAACACUUCAAACCAUUUCUAAACCCAUCACAAACCCUUUUGUUUCAGGUGCCUUAAUGUAACAAGUAAUGCAUUAUUUGUGUAACAGUCAUCUUUUUAUGUUGUUGGUUUGUUUUCACUAUUAAGGAAAGUAACUCUUUAAAACGUUGUGUGGUGUAUUGUGGCGUGUUUUAUUCGCCUGAGUAAAGUGCUCUCCUUGUCUCACUUUGCUAUCAUGGAGAUUUCUAGAAUAAAACACUGAUGGAGGUGAUGGAAAAAAGAAACAGUCCACCAUGACUCUUUGGACUGUCAUGAAUGUGGAUAUCAGUAGGUCAAAUGUGGACAUCAUGCAUUAGCUUCAUGUUUGGUUUAAAGGCUUUAAUGAAGGGAACAAUAUUUGCUGAUGCAGAUUUCUUUUUCUUUUCUUUUCUUUUUUUUUUUUCUUUUUUUUUAAGUUUUUUUUUUAAGUUACCAACUCAUUUCAAAAUGACAGUUUUACCCCUUUUCAUAUCAUGUCAUUGUCUCAAAACGCCAUCGUAUUUUCUGUAAAUGGGACACAGCAAAAUAAAGAAUUAAAGAUGCGUCACUGCUGGUGUUAAAAGCUGAAUAAUACAUAUUGUAUACAUUUUAUUCUUCAAGGGACAUAAGGUAAUUUUGUACAAAGCAAAAAAGUUUCCAUUCUUUUAGUGGAUGUUUAAUUGUUAUAAAUAAUCAUCCCAGUUAUUUAUUAAAGCAGUUUUGACACAUCUUGAUCACACUUGUAAUAUUUGGUUUGCUAAAGUUCCACUUUUGACCACAUCACACGGCCUUCACCAGCAGAUGGAGUUUGGUCAGUUGUCAUGGUACUUGGUAACUUAACAUGUCAGACUUUUUAAGAGCUUUCGUUCAUGUUUAAAAAUCAACGAGUUCUCCAACUGAAUCAACCAUCGAGAUCACUUGUUCCCAUCCUUGGAGCCGACCAGUCGGAGCAUGCCGGAGGGCAGGCGUUCGGACCUUCGAUGUCUUGGUAACAAUAAUUAACAUGCACAUAUACGACACUGUCUGAAACUCUGUAGUUCAAAAACAAACAUUCAAUUACCGCUAAUCACCAUAGGUGUCAAGAUAACGAAACAAAGAUCUUCGAGAUUACUACUUUUAAGGUUGUGAAACAGUCACGGUUUGGUUAAAUUUCAGCACAAAAACUACUGAGGUUUAGGAAGAGAUUGUUAACAUAAGUACAUGUGUAAGAUUAGAAAGCCUUUCUUGUCACGGUUACAAUAAUAAAAUGCGGUUAAAGUUGUGGAACGGUUAUGGAUAAAUGAAACAACUUUGGCACUGAUUACUAACAAUGCAUCAAAUGACUAAAUGACAGUGUAAUAUGAAAGGGGAGACUUGUCAGGAACAACCCACAGAGAUCUGCUACCGGACACUCUUGGGUUCUAUGAUGUGGUUUAGCACCUUUAACUUCAUUAUUUUGGUUUUUAAUCCCACAGUUUACCUGGUUCGAUUCACUCCCAUGAACCUUAUUUCCAGCGCCAGGUUGACGUUUUCAGGGCAAAGGCUUUAGCAGGCCAAUUUUGAUGCUAACAAAAUUAGCAACUAGCAUUUAGCAGCCAAAGACCAAGAUGUUUCCCUCAGAAUAUGAGUCCAAUCGAAUGCUGAUGUUAUUCCAUUAUGUAAACAAGCAACUGCUUGCUAACACAUUGCUACAACCAUUAAAACAAAGAAUACUUCAUUGA